AUGAGCAGCUCGGUAAGAGCCGAUCUGCUGCGCUUCGUCCGCUGGCUCGACUCGCCGCUGGGCCACGGCGUGCUGAAAUGCACCCUUGCCUACACCAUCGCCAGCCUCGCGACCUUUCUCACGCCGCUAUCCAACUUCCUGGGCACGCUCGACGGAAAGCAUGUCGUCGCAACAAUCACCGUCUACUUCCACCCGGCGCGGUCGACCGGGUCCAUGAUCGAGGCCGUGCUCAUCGCCGUCGUCGCCAUCGCAUACGCUGAGCUUGUGUCCAUCCUCUCCAUGGUCGUCUCGGUCAUGGUUGGCUCUGUCCUGGGCCUCGUCACCUUGGCGCAUGUGCUGGUCGUCGUCAUCUUCAUCGGCGGCGGCUUUGGCUUCAUGGGCUGGGUCAAGCAGAAGAUGGCAAAUCCCCUCGUCAACGUUGGCAGUACGUUGGCGUCCCUGGCCAUCAUCUCGGUGGUUACCAAAGAGAAUGCCGUUGUAUCGAACGUCUUUUCCAACCAGAAGAUUGUUCAAGUCUUCAAGAUGCUCAUCAUGGGAAUCACGUCCACGGCUGCCGUCAACGUACUGGUCUGGAGGGUCUCCGCUCGCCAAUUGCUAAGGACCUCCAUGGCGAAAGCGACCGCGUCGCUAGGAGGCAUGCUCGCCGCCAUCUCGGCGAGUUUUCUCAAGGGUAUCGAGGAGGAGCAAUUGUCGGCAGACUUCACGGCUUCUUCGGCCACUUACAAUACUGCCUACCCGCAAAUGCUCAAGGACCUGCGCGAGGCCAAGUUCGAAGACUACUUUCUUGGUAGGGAGAGGAUUUAUAUGUUGGAGAGAUCCACCGUCAAGGCGAUUGAAACCCUGGCUCGCUCCAUAGGUGGCUUGCGCAGCGCGGCUAACACCCAACUGUCCCUCCUGAGGCUGGCCGAACCCGGCUCUCCUGGACAGCCGCCUGAUAUUUUGACUUCUGACAACGGAGAUGGUGGUGGUGACGAUGACGGUGCUACGCCGUCGUCUCUCUUCAAGUUGUUUGUCGAUGUGAUGAGUCCGUCGAUGGAGGCUCUCACGCAGAGCCUUGUCGUGAUCCUCCGAGAGCCGCCACUGGGGACCGCCCCCAAGGAUGAGGUGACCAUUAGCGAUGAGCUUCGCCAACCGCUCACCGAGGCUUUGUGUCAGUUCAACGAAGCGAGAGCCGAUGCCCUCCAGAAGAUGUACACGAUGAUUGAGCGAGAAAAUACCACGUCGAGGCGGAUACAGGCCGGCUUGGAGGAAGUCGCCGCAGCGUGCGGGCACUUUAGCUUCAGCUUGCAGACGUUUGGUGAGGAGAUGCAAAAGUAUCUCGACGUCCUUGACGACCUAAAGUAUGUCAGCGAUCAUAGCAAGAGAAGCUGGCGCUGGGUGCUCUGGUGGAGGAAAAACGAUGUCGCUGCAGAGGGCCGCAAACUGUCCACGUUGCCGUUCGAAUCGUCAGCCGAAGCCGAGAGCCUCAUUAAGCCGAUCAGAAAGCGUGACGUGCCCAGAGGUAUCCCGGACUCCAUGGUUCGCCGCAGGGAUACGUUCAACUGGCAAGCGGCCCCUAACUCGAGCAGAAUACUAUCCACAAUCUCCCAGUCCAUCCUGAAGUUUGCCAGAAAGAUUGCCCGAGACGACAUACUCUUCGGAAUCAAGGUAGGCAUAGGCGCCUCUCUUUGGGCAAUGCUUGCCUUUAUAGAGGCGACACGAGACUUCUACAACCACUACCGCGGCGAGUGGGGGCUUUUGUCGUUCAUGAUUGUCUGCUCCAUGACUGUUGGCGCUUCCAAUACUACGGGUUGGGCCCGGUUCAUGGGGACAUUCUUCGGUGCCGUCUUUUCCUUGUUCAACUGGACCGUGAGUCAGGGCAACGCCGUUGCGCUCAUCUUCCUUGGCUGGCUGGUGAGCUUCUGGAACUUUUACCUCAUUGUCGCCCGAGGCAAAGCACCUCUGGGUCGCAUGACGAUAUUGGCGUACAACGUGUCGACGCUGUACGCGUACAGCUUGAGCCAGCGCGUUGACGACGACGACGAUGACGAGGGCGGCAUCCACCCCAUCAUGAUGAAGAUUGUAAAGCAUCGAGUGAUAUCGGUCACGGCCGGUAUUCUCUGGGGCCUGAUCGUAUGCCGGGUCAUCUGGCCCAUUUCGGCCCGCAAAAAGUUCAAGGAGGGCGUCUCGAUGCUGUACCUUCAGAUGGGCCUCAUUUGGAGGCGAGGUCCCCUCGCUAUCUUGCUUCGUAGCGACUGUUCCGAGAGCUACCUCAAAUCCGGGGAGCAGGUUGCCAUGCAGCGAUAUGCCAACCGACUGGAGAGCCUCCGGCAGUCGGCUGCGUCCGAGUUCGAGCUCCGUGGGCCGUUCCCUAUGGAGACGUAUGGUCGCAUCAUGCGGUGUACGAACCGGAUAUUGGACAGUUUCUACGCCAUGAGCCUUGUAGCGCACCGGAACAGGAAUCUCAGCCCGGGCGAGCGAGCGCUGCUGGAGUACACGGCAACAGAGCGGGCCGUUUUGUGCGACCGCAUAUGCCACGUCUUCCAGGUGCUCGCCAGCUCGAUGAUGUUGGAGUACCCUCUGACCGAUGCGGUCCCCAGCGUCACCGGCAUCCGUGAUCGGCUGCUCGCCAAGAUUUUCCAGUUCCGCAAGGAGCACCCGGUUGAAGCCAUGAGAAACCUUGGCUAUGCGGGUGAAGGGAGAAUCGAGAAUGGCGAAAGCAGCCGCGGCGAUGCGGCUGCUGUUGUAGGAAGCAAUGGUGACGAUCACGUCAGGGAAGUCGUGGCUGAAGAGAAGGAUUAUGCGUUGAUCUAUGCAUACACGCUAGUGACGGGCCAGGUUGCGCAGGAGUUGAAGAUUGCCGAGAGAGAGAUUGAAUCUCUUUUUGGUGUUCUCAACGAAGAGUCACCGCUCCUUGUAUAG
Molecule: messenger RNA, 2901 nt
Organism: Trichoderma reesei QM6a
Lineage: Eukaryota; Fungi; Ascomycota; Sordariomycetes; Hypocreales; Hypocreaceae
Exons: 3
Coding region: 1-2901 (966 amino acids)
Source: RefSeq, a predicted model, not a curated record